UAGCAUGCCCGACUCAGCCACUUUGCUGAAAGCCACCAGAAGAUUGUGUGAGCAUGGUGGUGGUGAUGCCAGACCUGCUGCCACUGUCAAGAAUGGUGAAACUAAAGAAAAAUCAAUUAAAUCUCAGAAUCUGGAAACCCAGAUAGAAGACCAUAAGCCACUUCAGGGGACAGAGGGAAAGAAGACUGGAGAGUCUGACUCACAUGUCUUAAAACAUGAGUCCAGUGUAAAAGAGAAAGCUGCUGCAGAGAAACAAGACAAGAAGACAUCUAGCCACAAGAAACUACAUGAUCUUCUUUCAUCUUUGGCUAGUACUGACCCCAUAUUCCUGUGGAGCCUCAAGUGCAGCCGUUACGUCCCAAAGCUCGGAAGAAGACCAAAACUGCAGGAAAAGGCAAAUUAUCCCCGGUAUCAGAGCCUGACCUUGAACCUGAGCUUGUUUUAGCAACCAAAGAAGUGGCUAAAAGUCUUGGUGGGGAUGUGAAGGAAACUGAGUCUGAGCUUCUGUCCACCUUGCGCCUCCACUCUUCAGAGACUACCACUGGCACUGCCCCAUCUCUCAGUGAAAUUGUUUGUGGGCAUGAAGGUGGAGAGAAAGCCACAAUCAGGGAUGGAGGAAGUGCCACGUCACCUUCCUUCUGGUACCGAGGUCAGGCAAGGGUACCACAUUGACCCGAAAGACCAGCCCCGAGCCCGCAAGCCCUGCACUCAGCCUUGGGAUUCAUCUGUGCCCAGGGCUCAUGUUGAUCUCUUUGGAGGUCAACCUUUGGAGAUAUUUAAGAAAAGGGAAGAAGAUCCCCAUGGACCUGCUGCUCCAAUAUCAGUGUUGCCCACAUGGGAGAGAUUGUACCUACAUGAGCUGGAGCAGAGUAUGCAGCAUCCUCCUAGUAAUGCCUUUGUGGAGAUGAUACAGUGGACUAAGCAAGGCAAGCUGUGGACCUUCCCCAUUGAUAAUGAAGCAGCAGGUUUGGUGGAGGAAAUGAAAGUGGGAUUCCAUGAGCAUGUCUUCCUUGAGAGACACUUGGAAGGAUGGUGCCCAAAACGUGGCCCCAUCAGACACUUCAUGGAGCUGGUUUGCACUGGACUCUCAAAGAAUCCUCAUCUAACUGUGGAGCGAAAACAAGCACAUAUUGAAUGGUACUGUGCGAGAGGGUGGAGGGGAGCCUGAAUACAGAAGAGGUACUCACUGGUCUCAGGAUAAACUCCCCCACAGGCAUCCCAGAGUGUGGAGCUGAUGCCCUUCGGUCCACCCUAUGCUCCACCAGCUUCAAGAAACCGUCACCCCAAACAAUGAGUGGUGGAGGGUGCGUUCUGCGUUGACAGCCAGCAUGAGCGGUGACAGGAGUCAUGGGUGCCUUGCCUCCUCGCACCACCACCACAAGCACCACCACUCCUGCCAUCACCUACAAGGGGGAGACUGUGAUGUGGCUGCAGGUGGAUAGGUUCAGAGGCCUCCAGAGAGCUGGCCAGAGUGAAGCUUGUGGUAUAGAAGGACAGCUGCUGAUCAUCAAGCUUAUGGAGUGACUGGAAGAAAGUGGGAGGAGCCUGCAGGAAGUGGUGGAGGUACAGUACUUGGAGAAAAUCCCUUCACCAUGACGACUGGGUGUCUGCUGUACAGGCCACUGACCAAUGGUGAGAGAGGGAGGGAGACUGGCUAAUGGUGGAUGAGAGAGAGAGAGAGAGAGAGAGAGAGAGAGAGAGAGAGAGAGAGAGAGAGAGAGAGAGAGAGAGAGAGUCUUGAUAAAUAAUAUUGGGCACAGGCUUCACCACUGGGUCGACUGUGAGGGCCGCGUUCUUCUGCUAGGGAAGUAUUGGUUGGUUGGUGGCCGCGGCUGUUCACACACUCACUCUUGCUGUGGCUGGCAUGCUGUUCUGUCCUCUCUUGUUCCAGGAAUUGCUGUCUGAGGUGUGUGUGUGUGUAUGCGUGUGUGUGUGCGUAGAAGCCACCAUCAUCAACCACAGCAGGUGAUAAUGAUGGUUCCUGCUUUCAUCGUCAUUGGGGCUAGCCAGACCAACUUGGGGCUGUACUGGGGUGACGCUGUAUGCCUCAGCUGUAUCUGGAGGGCUGAGAUAGUGAGUAGGUAACAAUUAAAAAGGACUAGUGUACACUUAAACCAUUACAAACACUAUGUAAUGCUGGUAUACACACACAAACACUGGUAUACACUUAGAGACAUAUAUAAACACUUGCUAAGGUUUGCAUACUCUUAGAAACACACAUAAACUCUUAAUAAGUCUAGUAUACACACAAACUUGUAUACAAACACUAGUAUAUAUUUAGAGACACAUCCAAAUCUUUGCUAAGUCUGAUAUAAGCACACAAACUCAUAAGAGAUGCUGGUAUAUGCUCGGAAAUCUAUACACACAUUAGGUAAGACUAGUAUACACAAAUCUAUACAUAUAUUAGGAAUUUAUUGAAUGAUUGAGAUGAUUAGUACUCUCUCUCUCUCUCUCUCUCUCUCUCUCUCUCUCUCUCUCUCUCUCUCUCUCUCUCUCUCUCUCUCUCUCUCUCUCUCUUCUCUUUCUCUUUCUCUCAUAUCCUUUGUCUGUCUCAAAUUUUCUCUUUUAAUCUCUCCCUCUCUGUCUGUCUGUCUCUCUGUCUGUCUGUCUGUCUGUCUGUCUGUCUGUCUGUCUGUCUGUCUGUCUGUCCCACACCUCAGUACACCCUUCCUGUCUUCAUACACUUUAGUACACCCUUCCUGUCUGUCCCUAUAGCUUAAUACACCCUGUAUCACCCUUGCAUCUCAUUAAACUAUCCCUAUUUGUCCAUCUCAAUAAACCCUGUCUAAUUUCCCUGCCUGGUUGUUUGUCUCAUCUUAUUACACCCUGUCUCUCCCUGCUUCUUGUUGCACCCUUCCUUUCCCCUACACCUCAAUACUCCCUUCCCAGCCUGUGUCAUGUGUAUAUAUUUAAAUAUUUAUAUUCAUUUGUGGCAUUCUUCAUGUGUUUUUGGGGUGUUUUGAGUGUGUUUGGGUGUGUUUUGGGGUGUUUUGGGGUGUUUGGGUCAGUUUUGGGUGUGUAUUGGGGUGUUUUGGGGUGUUUUGGGGUGUUUGGGUCAGUUUUGGGUGUGUUUGGGUGUGUUUUGGGGUGUUUGGGUCAGUUUUGGGUGUGUUUGGGUGUGUUUUGGGGUGUUUUGGUCAGUUUUGGGUGUGUUUUGGGGUGUUUUUGUCAGUUUUGGGUGUGUUUGGGUGUUUUUUUGGGGUGUUUUGGUCAGUUUUGAUGAGUUUGGGUGUGUUUUGGGGUAUUUUAAGUGUUUUUUGGGCUAUUGUAAAGGAGUUUGGGUGUGUUUUGGGUGGCUACGGGUGUGCUGUGGGUGGAUAAGACUGUUUCUGGGUGUUUAAGUGGGUGUGGAUGCGUUUUGGGGUGUUUUGGAUGUGUUUUGGGGUGUAGAGAGAUAGACGUGAUGUGUGCAGGGUGCCUCAGUCCCUGGAUGGGUGUAGCAGUGUGUGGUGGUGCUGUCUGGGUCUCGUGGUGUGGGAGUGCAUGGAAAGGAACAGAUAAUUUAGGGCAGUUUUUCAUAUUUAAUUAUUUUGUUUAUUAAUUUAUUUACUAUUAUCAUUAUUUUUAUUGUUUUUAAAGGGGGGCUAAUUUUUACGUUCAUCUUUUGUGUUCGGGAGUGGUUAGUGCUAUUGACAAAAAAAGGGAGAUCGUUUUAUUUUUUAGUGUGGAAAUUGUCGCAGUGUGUCAGGUGUUGAUUGGUGUUGAGAGUCGCAGGUCCCGCCCUCUGUCAUAAAAUAAACAAUAAAGGGUUGAUUUUCGCUGAUAGUUUAUUUCCUUUAACGUAAAUAUGUAAUGAUAUAGUUUUAUCUUUGUCUCCUGAUGGUAUGGCACU
Molecule: messenger RNA, 3832 nt
Organism: Scylla paramamosain (green mud crab)
Lineage: Eukaryota; Metazoa; Arthropoda; Malacostraca; Decapoda; Portunidae
Product: small ribosomal subunit protein mS31-like
Exons: 10
Coding region: 581-1168 (195 amino acids)
Cellular component (GO): mitochondrial small ribosomal subunit
Molecular function (GO): structural constituent of ribosome
Source: RefSeq, a predicted model, not a curated record